AACCAGAGCCCGGAAUAUUUAUCGACAACAAAAUUAUAUUAUUUGAUAGUUUGGACUUUGGCAUUAACAAGACCAAGACUUUUUCCUUAGAUCUUUCUGUAAAUUGGACCACAUUAGCACCAGCAUUCACCAAAAUUGGUAAACCAUUAAAAGUGUUGACGUUUCGCCGUACUGCUUUUAGUGCGCUUAAAAAAAACAAUCGUUCGUUAAUAUAUGCUUUCGGUGGAGCAAUUCCGGUCAAUGAAAGUGAUUGGAAUCUAGGAAUUAUUGUAAACGACUUUUAUCAAAUUGAUGUAGAGUCUUUUUCAAUUUCGUCUGUUAUAUCCGAAGGUAUUACACCAAGUGAGCGAUGUGAUCUGAGUUCAAUUUUUGAUGACAAAGGAAAACUUUAUAUCUGGGGUGGAUAUACUCGGGGAGCUAUAUCAGAUCAAGCCAUGCACAUAUUUGACACAUUUGAUUCAACAUGGAACCGAAUUCUUCCUUCUCAUGUUCCUAUACAAAGGGCUUUUUAUUCAGUGACUUUUAGAGAUGGAAAAAUUUAUUAUAUUGGUGGUACUUUUGCAAAUACUGAUGAAUGUGUCGACAUUCACGAGAUUUUGAUAUAUGAUACUCUCAAUACAAAUGAUAAUCCAUGGACUAUAAGACUAAGGGAUAUAUACAUAACCGCUAUGCUCACUCAGCCGUUCUAG
Ambispora gerdemannii is the source of this 689-nucleotide messenger RNA. The record is from the annotation of a GenBank genome assembly. NCBI's taxonomy places the organism in Eukaryota, Fungi, Glomeromycota, Glomeromycetes, Archaeosporales, Ambisporaceae.